Molecule: messenger RNA, 4601 nt
Organism: Owenia fusiformis
Lineage: Eukaryota; Metazoa; Annelida; Polychaeta; Sabellida; Oweniidae
Source: the annotation of a GenBank genome assembly
AAAAACUUAACAAGCAGGAAGACGGAACAAAAGAAAAAAGAGCUGAAACCCCCAAGUAUUGGACAUUUAAAUGGAGAAUGACAAGUGCUUACUCUUAUUAAGGCAUUCUUCACUCUUUAUGUCAUUCGACAGCCUAUUUGGAUUAACAGUACACUAUCAACUGAUCCGAUUGCAGCCAAUCGUUAAAGUUUCCUCUCUAUAGAAUUGCCGCACUUUGAUGCAUACAUUUAACUUUCAUAUCAGAGUAGGAUAAGAUCAUAAUCAACUUGCCAGAUGCAUCGGUGGUUGAGUGGAUCAUUACAUAAUUUUGCGAAUUAUGACGACGAUUGCGGUUGAUUACAGUCUCAGGAUUUAAAUCGCUCCGGCUGGAAAUGCUUAUCAGAUUCACACUAAAAAUAUAAGAUGGAAUUAUACUAUUGGAUUAGAAUUGCCAAUUUGCUGAUUAUAUCUGGAUUUAUCCGAAUUGGGAGAACUCAGAAACAAGCUUUAAAUCUGGCAACUGUGACCCAUAGUUGUUCGUCGCAGUUUAAUAAAUAUUGCCAAGAAUUCAAAGCCCCUUCCGGCCAAGCAUUGAAAUUAUUCAACAGCGAGAAUCCCAACUCAACAUUAAACAAAAAAUAUCAGGUCUAUAUCAAAAAGAGUAUGUUCAACGUAAAGAAGUACAAUCCGCCAACAGUCGUCGAUAACAUUUUUUGUUACGACAAACCCUUUGGCAGUGGUAGACGGGGACGGAAUGAGAAACCUCCGGGAAUUAUUCCUUCUAAUACAAACACUAUCAUAUACUCCAGUACAGAGGUGGAUAAACAGAAGGAACCAGGGGCGAAGUUUAUACUACAGGUGGCUGGCUCACUCGGUAUACCAGUAAUUACCUUUCUGGAAUCUGCACUUAUAAGCAGCGAAAAAAAUCGUCUGCGAAUGUUAUCCAUCGCGCCAUCUAUCUACCAACAAGCUGAGAGUAUGCUUGAGAUUAUGAAGUGGUACAAAUGGUCUGCAUUCUCAGUAAUCACCGGAUCAGCCAGUGGGGAGGGCGACCUUAUCGCUGCCCUUCAGAAAAUAGUGGCAAAUAGUUUAGGUGACUGGCAUUAUGAAAUGUUAUCUCAUGCCAAACUACCCCAGGUUGGGCCCGAGGGAGCCUCCCUAGCAACAAAAAAGGAAAUUAGGAGAGUGUUAGAGGAGGACGUAAAGAAGACCGAUUCUAGGAUAUUGCUGCUACAUUGUACAACUGAUGAAGCAAUCGAAAUGUUCAAGAUUGCUAAAGAAGUUCAACUCAGUAGUAGCGAAUAUGUGUGGAUCAGUACAAGUGCAAUACAAGAGCAGCCUAAAAAGGAUGAGCCAAUUGACAGAAUACAAAGUUUUAAUGAUGAUUUCCCUAUUGGUUUGAUAGGAAUGUACUUUGAUACCCGUAACAAAGCUGUACAACAGGCCAUUGGUAUAGGAGUGCGUGUCUGGCUUCAGGCCCUUGAAAAUAUGCUUCACGACAGAGGAGAUAUGAGUAUGAAAUUCUUAAAGCCAAAUGUGUCUUGCAAUAUGGAACGCAGCAUAUUUUGGAAACAAGGAGAAAUUUUGUUUAACUACAUGAAAAACGUAAGUGUACCUGCCUUCAAUCGAUUAGAUGGCGAUACUCUACGAUACAAAGUUGAUAAUGAAAGAAAAAUAGAAUUCAACGAUGAUGGAACGCUCAAAGAAACUGAACUGCACAUUAUGAACCUAAAACCUAUGAUGGAUGGAAGCGAUCGAAGAGAAUGGAGAUCUGUUGGCCAUUGGAACAAUAAAGGUCUAGUAAUUGAUGACAUCACAUGGCCUAGCGGAGACAGCCAACCUCCGAUAGGGAAACCAUUAAAGUACAACCUUGAGGUUGUAAUGCUAGAGGAAGCUCCUUACGUAAAUUACUUGGAAAUGGACAACGUAACACAUCUUUGCCCACCCAAUUCUGUCAAAUGCAGAGUGGGCAAACUUAAUGAAACGCAGAACACUCCAAAUGCCACUCUCAAUAGCACGCUGUACAAAUGUUGCUCAGGAUUAUGUAUUGAUCUAUUGGAAAGACUGAAAAAAGAUCUUAACUUUGAGUAUAAUCUUUUUCAAGUAGAAGAUGCAAAAUGGGGAGCGUAUGAUAAUAGAAGCAAGAAGUGGAAUGGGCUGGUUCGUGCUUUAAUGGACGAAGAUGAAGAUUCGCCUAUAUCUAAUAACAAGCCACCCAAGGCGGAUCUAUCUAUGACAUCACUGAAAAUAACACCCGAGAGGAAUGCUUUCAUUGACUUUUCUGUACCAUUUUUAGAGACAGGAAUAACAAUCAUAGUAGCAGUGAGGGAUGGUGUGAUAUCCCCAACUGCAUUUCUGGAACCAUAUGACUAUCCGAGUUGGUGUCUCAUUCUGGUGUUUAGUGUCCAUGCGUCUGGUGCUGCCAUCUUUAUAUAUGAAUGGCUCAGCCCACAAGGCCUCGACCGAGGAAAUGCACCGAUCAGAGAGCACCAGUUCUCCCUGUUUAGAGCAUUCUGGCUUAUCUGGGCCAUGUUGUUUGGAGCAGCUGUGAACGUAGAUAAUCCAAGGGGUAUAGCUAGUCGCUUCAUGGCUAGUGUCUGGGCACUGUUUGCUGUUGUCUUCACCGCCAGUUAUACGGCUAACCUUGCUGCAUUCAUGAUAGCCAAGGAGGACUAUGAUAGACUUUCUGGGAUUCAGGAUUGGAGACUAAUGAAUCCGACGUCUCUGAAACCGCCAUUCAAAUUUGGAACCGUACCAGAUGGCAGCACAGAAGCAAACCUAAAGAAUCACCAUCCUAAAAUGUUUCAAUAUAUGAAAAACUUCAACGAAUCAACAGUUGGUCUCGGGAUACAAGCUGUAAAAACAGGAAAACUCAACGCAUUCCUCUAUGAUGCGACAGUAUUAGAAUAUAGAGCAGGGCAGGAUGAUAAGUGCAAGUUGAGAACUGUCGGAAAAUGGUAUGCCAUGACAGGCUAUGGAGUGGGUUUCCCAAGGAACUCCCCGUGGAAAGAUAAAUUCAAUACAUAUUUGCUGAAAUAUCAACAUGAUGGCGUCAUGGAGCGUCUGCGUCGGUUCUGGUUGGCUGGUGCAUGUGAUAAAACUGAGAAGAAGGGAAGAGAAGUUAGCAACCCCCUUGGUAUCCUCAAUUUUACCAGUGCCUUUAUUUUAUUAGGUAUAGGGAUGCUUCUGGGGUUUUUCAUUCUUAUCAUGGAGCACAUGUACUUCAAGUUCUUCCGUGCCAAAUUAAGACAAUGGGACACGUGUGGUUGUUGUGCUCUUGUCAGUUUGAGCAUGGGCAAAUCUCUAACCUUUGGUCAGACAGUUAUGGAAACAAUCCAAACGUACAGGUCAUUUAAAUGCAAGAAUCCAAUCUGUGAGACACAGAUGUGGAAGAUACGUCAUGAGCUUGACCUGGCACUGUUAAAGAAUGAAAGACUGCAGAAACAAUUGUCUAUUCAAGGAAUAGAACCAGAUAAAAGAGCUGUUUGGAAAUCUUCUCCUGAAGCAGAGCACAAAGCCAUAGAAAGUCAACCCAGAGAAAAAGACUUAGAGAGCCCCAAAAGGCCAUAUACACCAUUACAGUCAGAAUCUAACCCUACAGGGACUGCAAUACACCCUGGAGGGAGUCCUAUACAUGCAGGACUCCCUCAGGAAAGUGCAAAGACAGACAAUUCUCCCAAGUUCUAUCGCUCAAACUUAGAUGAAAAUUUCAGAAGGAGAAAUGUGAAUAAAAAUCUUCCAAAUUCGCCUGCACGGCAGCCAUUAAUACAGGACUCUCCCUAUUGGGAGGAAAAUGAGUCACAUGACUCUCGGCCAACUGCUGGACGGGCAACGUCGCCAUCCUUUGCUGACUUUAAAAGAUCUUCCUUAAAAGAUAGGCCUCCUACUCCCAAGUCCAAGCCAAAGAAAACACCCAGGCAAAGGUACAACAAUGGUAAUUAUUAUACGGAAGUGGAUGGGCGAGAGACUGUUGAUAGCCAUGAGACUGUAUUGUGAUGUCUUUAUAGAGUAUAGUAUAUUGUUAUGCAGCCCUUUCAAAGUAUAAAUUAUUUGUUCAUACAUAUAGGUUCCUUAAUACAUGUUUUGCUUUAUGUACAAGUUUCGUACCAAUAGCCAUGCUAUUUUUGUGAGAGUCGACAGUAUUUGUCUCCAGCAAUUUAUAGAUACAUCCAUGGAAUGUACAGUUGGGAAUAAAAUGACCUGAUUGUUAUCGUUAGUACAUAGUUCAUGUAGUUCAACUGUUGUUUUAGUGUCAUUAACAUUAUCUGAACAAGAAUAUACCAAUAUGAACCCAAAUAACUAGCCAUAAAGUCUGAAUUAUUGUAAUACUUGUAAUGUUUUUGUUGCUUGUUUCUGAACAUUGCAAAAUGUUUUAGCUGUAUAUCGGACCUGCUUCAUGAAUUACCAUGUAAACCAAAUAUACCCUUUACAAUGGUUAAAGGUAAGGAUUAAUUUUCAUUUUCAAUAUAAAGCCUAUUCAUGUAAUUCAUUGUUAGAGUCACAAUUGUGUAACAAAACCUUUUAAUUUGAAAACCUGUGUAGUACUGUACAUGAUCAGCCUACUUUAAUGUACUUUAUCUCAGUGUAUGCCAUUCUUCAUAACAAGGAAAAUAAAAAUGCAU